AUGACUACGACUGCUUCUCGAACGGACAUUAUCUCCUCGAUAAUGGGACCCCCUUCAGACCCGGCAAGCGCAAUCCGUAAGCCUGCUCAUACAUUUGCUACUGCUAAAAUGCGUCAUCCCAGUGUCCAUGUUCAAAUUGAUGCUACAGGCAUUAUCACAUCGUCGUCAUUUCGUAACAGUGUGUCGAUGAAGGCCGUGGCUCAACUCACAACGUUCACCAAGGACGAGCAGGUCGAGCAAACGAAGCUUUUGGAAGUCGUUUCUUCUCCUCCCCCCUUGUCACCUCCAUCGUCCAUCUCUUCUGACAGUGGCUCUGAUUCCAGUGAGAAUUCAUCGCCUACUUCUGUGAACGGAAAGCAGGAUCCUCCUCCUCUGUUGCCAGAAUUGGUUCCGGCCUUGAAGAAAUCUUCAGUUGUGGAGAUUUGUGAAGACUGGCGGCCGUUAUGUGACAACCUAUCUCGCUUUUUCAGUGCUAAUACACAUCAGAAGGGUGAUAUAUUACGAUGGAACAUAUUGCCCUUCUUGCGGAAGUACGCUUCUCGUAGUAUGCCACGACACGAUGUUGACCGCAAACGUGGUUUGUUGUACAAGUGGUGGGUUACAAUUCUGCGUACGCUUGAAGGCAUACCAAUGACGGCAACAGCUUCCAUGCCCGUGAGCGAUAUUCUCGCUUGUAUCGAAGCAAUUGCUAGUAUCGCUGAUCGUCCUGAAUGGCGCCAACUGGAUACGGAGUCUCCCAGCUAUCUGGAGUAUCAACUUGUGCUCUUUGACACACUUUCCUACAUACAUGGCUUAAUGUUACGGAAGCAUCCACCUGCAUGGAUGUAUCGUUGGUUUGCUCGAAUUGUUACGAUAUGUUUUUUUAAUCUGAAAGACUUUGCUCCUGUCUUGUUAAAGGCUUUUAGAAUCAAAUCUUCGUAUCUAAAUGAGCUGUACGAGCCCGUACAAGCGUCUCGUUUGAAUAGUAGUGAUUCGAAAUACGAGGACAGUCUUUUUCAGAGCUUUCCAGCACAUCUCCGCAAUAUUUCUGAUGAUAUAUUUACUAAGUCAUCGGAACUUUGUAUACCUACUUUUGAUGUCGGUUACGGCAGAAAGCCCCUUGUGUUUUCCCGUGCGUGGCUGAAGGCGUGGUCCUUUGAGCAUCAUUCAUUGUUCUUUCAUUUUCUUGGUUGCUAUCAUUCAUUUGUUGCAUCUCGCGUACCGUUCCAACUUCCGGGAAAGACGAUUUAUCGUCUUCCUGGCUACCUUCAUUUUCAUGCUCACCUGGCCGCAAUUUGUGUUACGGCUAUUCAACCUCCUGAGCAUCGCAGACAUUCUGUCACCGACCAUCUUCAUCGGCGACCAGGACCUCAUACGCCUCCUGUGAAUUCCCGACUCUCUAGUGAUUUUACUCGUUUGCGUGGAUUAAAUGACACACAAGAUGCUUUAAGGCAUUUGGAGGAUUCACUGCAGAGUUUGCUUCAGCAGACCACCAGCUGUCGGCAGCAACAGUUGAGAUUGCUGUAUACACUGGAACAUGUGUUGCUAAUCAUCGCCAAACAAGCCAAUAUCUAUGAAGUUCGCGCUUGUUUUUCAAUGUGUGCUUUGGCAGAAACAUGGUUUCAUGUGUUAAAUAGUUACGGUCACCAACUCAAGUUUAAACCUUGGAUUGAGGUAUGCCAACGCUACAUUGAGAGUGGUCAAACUUUGCCAACAGUACGUAUCAUCACCUUCUUAUUUGCUGUUUGGCCGCUUCUCUCCAAAGCGGAUGCAAAGUAUGCCUCCAUCGAGUGGAUUUUAUGUCCAAAGAUUUUCUUUCGACUUUUCUUGGACUGGUCGCCAAUGGUCCGUGCAUACUUCCAUCGAUUUGUGUGUUGGCGGCUAGUGAAGAUUGAGGAAGAUGAAUGUCUGUGGAAAGCAGACGUUCUUUUCCAACUGCGUCAUUUAAUGAAGUUCUGCUUUGAAGAGUACACAAGUUAUCGCGAAGACUGUCUAACGAGUGGACGACAACCCCCAUCUAUUUUACCAUGCACACCAACUCCCUCGAGACGUUUAGUGAUUGCUUUGUACAAAGGACAGAGUCGCCGAGUUAAUCAGCCUACUUCAGAGGUCACCCCAGAGGGACCGAGCGAUAGCAUGCUGCCACAGUUAUACGCUGGUGUGAAUGCAGUAUCAACGAGUGUAACCUCUUCGGUGAAACGUGCUUGGUCUCUGUUGCGCAGUACCUUGGUUCCCAGUCAGGGUGCUGGUGAAGCUAUGAUAUCUGGUAACGGAUACAUUACAGAUAGUAUUUCGAAACCAACGGUAAACGAACUUGAUUUUGCCGACACAGACAAACCUUUGCGAAAGCCACCAAUGUAUAAAUUUAUUUAUACGACUUGCCGUUCAACUCCGUCAUGUUAUUUUACGGUGUCUCCUAGGUCGUACAAGGAGCUUCUUCAGCAUUUCUCACAAAUUCAGUUGCCUUACCAAGCAAACUGUUACUUAUACACAAGCAAUCACAUCGUUGGGCAUCCUCCAAUGGAUAAGAUGAAUCUUCCCAAGGGAUUCUCUGUGUAUACAGGUCGUGCACUUGUUGAAUGGGCUCUUGUGGUUCAAGAGUUCGACGACUUUUACACACAGUAUCGUGCAAAGAACAUGUCAGAUUUCGUUGAGACACCUGACUUAACUAUAUAG
This is a messenger RNA of Schizosaccharomyces japonicus yFS275, 2655 nucleotides long. RefSeq names its product fungal family protein. NCBI's taxonomy places the organism in Eukaryota, Fungi, Ascomycota, Schizosaccharomycetes, Schizosaccharomycetales, Schizosaccharomycetaceae. The record is from RefSeq and is a predicted model, not a curated record. Bases 1 to 2655 code for a protein of 884 amino acids. The transcript has a single exon.